Brachypodium distachyon (stiff brome) is the source of this 3381-nucleotide messenger RNA. Its product is annotated as probable methyltransferase PMT25. Lineage: Eukaryota; Viridiplantae; Streptophyta; Magnoliopsida; Poales; Poaceae. The transcript has 5 exons. Gene Ontology annotation, molecular function: methyltransferase activity. Bases 457 to 3165 code for a protein of 902 amino acids. Gene Ontology annotation, cellular component: trans-Golgi network; endosome; cytoplasm. The record is from RefSeq and is a predicted model, not a curated record.
GCUUUCCUAGGCUUUUGUUCCCCUCCACCCAAUCAGAAUCAGCUCUCAUUUCACCACCACCCCCCCAAUUAAAGAAGAAGGAUACGAAGAUGCAUGCAUGGACGAGGCAUGAGCCAUUGCUUCUUGUUGGGAAAUAGAAACGGGGUAGCUAGCUAGAUCGAUCCAUUUGACUUUGAUUAUUUGAUUUUGAUACUAGUGUUCUCGAAGCAAAGUAAAGGCGACAUUAAUUUAGCAAACUCGGUCGAGAUCAAAUAGCCCGCAUUGGACAUUGGUGUUGGUGGUAGUAUAUAUUUUUGCUGCCGGUAGGAGGCCGGCGUCGGUCUCGCCUUCACCGCCGUCCAGGGAUUCCUCGAUCUUGUUCCAUUCAGCUAAGCUAGGAGGAUCGUUCUAGCGCAUGAGCUAGCUGGGGAGAAAACAAAAAGGAUCGAAGGGGGAAUCGAUCGACCGACCGACAAGAUGCCGCUGUUCGAGCGGGACCGGUACCAGAGGCUGCCGCUGGACAUCAGCAGCAGCGGCGCCCCCGUCGCCGGAUCAGGGCGGCGCCCGUCGUCGUCGUCGUCGUCCUGCGCGACGGCGACCAUCCUCCUCUUCGUCGGCCUCUGCCUCGUCGGCGCCUGGAUCAUGGCCUCGUCGUCCACCAGCAGCAACGUCAAUAACAAGUCCGCGGCCCAGGACGACGACCACUCCGCCGUCGACUUGACCACCGCCGGCGGCAAGCAAGACGGCGACAGCGGCGGCGCCACGCAGAUGAAGGAGGGCGCGCCGCCGGGAGACACGGCGAACGCCGGCGGCGGCAAGGCGGCGUCCAAUGGCACGGCGGAGACGGCUGGAACUGGAAGCGGCCAGGACGGGAAGAAGAAGAAGAAGGACGAUAAUGCGGCGCCGGCGACGGAGACGAAGGGGGAGGAGACCGUUGACCAGCCUGACAAGAACCAGACGGCCUUCAACGACCAGAACAGCAACCUCGACGGCGACCAGGUCAACGACCAGGACGCGUCGAGGAACCAGACCUUGGGAGGAGACCAGCUCAGCGGCGACGCGGACGCGCCCAAGAACGAGACGUUCGCGGUGGUGUACGGCGGCGACAAUGGCACGGAGGCGAUCGUCUUCGAGGAAGCCGACCCGGUUCCCACCAACAACAGCAGCAGCACCAUCUCAUCCAGCGACGAUAACUCGGUGCCCGCCGUCGUCGUCGACUCCGACGCCGUCACCGACAACGACGCAGGAGAAGAAACAACAAUGGCCGAGCUUCUCCCCAGCGGGCUGCAGGCGGAGCUCAUGAACGAGACAUCUUCCCCAGCAACGGCGCAGGACGACAACAACGCAGGAGAAGAAGAAGCGCUGAUGGCGGAGCUUCUGCCCAGCGGCCAGGCAGAGCUCCUCAACGAGACUUCCCCGGCAACGGCAACGGACAACAACAACAACAACAAAUACACGUCAACGUUCCCGACGCAGUCCGACGAGUCAUCCACGCCGUCGUCGAAGAAGAAGAAGAAAUCCCCCACUCCCAACAAAACUCCCAACAACGAGACAUCAACGGACGAAUCCGCCUACACAUUCAAGCUCUGCAAUUACAACGACAGCACCACAAGCACCGGCGCCGACUACAUCCCCUGCCUGGACAACCAAUCCGCCAUCAAAUCCCUCAAAUCCACGAAGCACUACGAGCACCGGGAGCGCCACUGCCCGUCGCCGGCCCCUUCCUGCCUCGUCCCGCUCCCGCAAGGCUACCGCCGGCCGAUCCCAUGGCCGCAGAGCCGUGACCAGAUCUGGCACGCCAACGUGCCCCACACCAAGCUCGCCUCCUACAAGGGCAACCAGAACUGGGUCAGGCUCUCCAACGACAGCCAGCACCUCGUCUUCCCGGGGGGCGGCACGCAGUUCACCAACGGGGCGGCGCACUACCUUGACGUGAUCGCCGACGCGGACGCCGCGAACGUCCGCUGGGGCACCCGGACGCGCGUCGUCCUCGACGUCGGCUGCGGGGUCGCCAGCUUCGGCGGCUACCUGUUCGACCGGGACGCGCUCACCAUGUCCUUCGCGCCGAAAGACGAGCACGAGGCGCAGGUGCAGUUCGCGCUGGAGCGCGGGAUCCCGGCGGUGCUCGCCGUCAUGGGGACCAAACGGCUGCCGUUCCCGGCGGGGGCGUUCGACCUCGUGCAUUGCGCCAGGUGCCGUGUGCCGUGGCAUCAGGAAGGCGGGCGGCUGCUGGUGGAGGCGGACCGGGUGCUCCGGCCUGGGGGUUUGUUUGUUUGGUCGGCGACGCCGGUGUACAGGAAGGAUGAGGAGAAUGUGGGGAUCUGGAAGGCCAUGGAGAAGGUGACCAAGGAUAUGUGCUGGGAGAUGGUGAAUCGGACGAGCGAUGAACUGGAUCAGACGGCGCUUGUGGUGUUCAAGAAGCCGGAGGAUAAUGAGUGCUAUGGGAAGAGGAACUCGUCGGCGUCGCCGCCGCUCUGCGACGGCUCCGAUGACCCCAACGCCGUCUGGAAUGUGACGCUGCAGACGUGCAUGCACAGGGUGGCCACGGGCCAGGGGGAGCGCGGGGCGCGGUGGCCGGUGCAGUGGCCGGAGAGGCUGACGACGGCGCCCUACUGGCUGAACGAGAGCCAGGUGGGGGUCUACGGGAAACCGGCGCCCGAGGACUUUGCGUCCGACACGGCGCACUGGAAAAAGGCCGUCAAUGGGUCCUACCUCGCCGGCAUGGGCAUCGACUGGGGCAACGUCCGGAACGUCAUCGACACGCGCUCCGUCUACGGCGGGUUCGCGGCGGCGCUGCGGGACAUGAAGGUGUGGGUGAUGAACAUCGUGCCGGUGGAGGCGCCGGACACGCUGCCGAUCAUCUACGAGAGGGGCCUGUUCGGGAUGUACCACGACUGGUGCGAGUCCCUCAGCACGUACCCGAGGUCCUACGACCUCGUCCACGCCGACCAUCUCUUCUCCAGCCUCAAGGACAGGUGCAAGCUGCGGCCGGUGAUGGCCGAGGUGGACCGGAUCCUGAGGCCGGAGGGGAAGGUGAUCGUCCGGGAAGACAGGGAGACGGCGGAGGAGGUCGAGAGGAUCGCGAAAACGCUGCACUGGAAGGUCGGCAUGGCCGUGUCCAAGGAAGGGGAGAGGCUGCUCUGCUUCGAGAAGACCAUGUGGCGGCCGACUGAAGUGGAGAGCUAGCACACAAGCUCAGGAGCCUACAUUUCCUGGUACACAGUUAAUUAGCAAACGAACACAUUGGCUGGCACUUGUGUUGGCUGUGGAUGCCACAUUGUAAUAAUGAAGAACUGAAGAUAUAUGUGAGCCGUGGUUAUAGAGUUCUGUAGUUGUACGAGGAAACAGUUCAGGAUUUGUAUUUGGUCAUUUGUCCGGAACUGGGAAAUUCGGCAGCUCAAA